AUGGGGGCGGUGCCCUCAGCGGCGGCGGAGCGCUUUGCCAAAGGCAUCCCUGAACAGCUGGACUGGAGGAUGCUCAUGAAGCUUGUCUUUCAGCCCAGCCAUCAGGCGGUUCUCCUCUACACCUCAGAGGAGCUGAUGCCAGGCGAGAUGCCUCGGAAGCAGGUGCUGAAGCUGGAAAGCCACGGUGCAGAUGAGGCACUACCGCUUAAUGGUGGCUUGGGCACUGUGGGCCUCGUCUCCCAGAAGGGGAACAAGAUGCAGCCGAACCAGGACUGCGGGUUUUAUUUCCACUUCCUCGACGGGGAUGGCUCCAAGAUCUGGUGCGCCUGUGUGCUGGAUGGCCAUGGCCCGCUGGGCCACGAGAUGUCGAGCCUGGCGAUGCAGUGGCUGCCUCUGCUGAUCCUCCGGGAGCCUUCCCUGGCCUCGGAGCCUGGGAAGCUCAUCCCCGCGGACCCCCAGACGCUGUUCCUGGCCAUCCAGGCAUCUUUCCGCAAGAUCGGAGAUUUGAUGCAGAAGGCCUCGGACACGGGGUGGGGGCCGCGGGGCUACAGCGGCGCCACCUGCACCCUGGCCUUCUGCGCGCGGGGGCUGCUGCACUGCGCCAACGUGGGGGACAGCCGGAUGGUGCUGGGCACCUUCGCGGAGGACCAGGUAGACUGUCGAGUGCUGACGCGGGACCACAAGCCAGAGGACCCAGAGGAGCGCCUCCGGAUUGAGGCCCACGGGGGCAUCGUGGCGCGGCAGCGCGUCUACCUGGACGAGUGGCCCUACGUGGGCCUCAACAUGUCCCGAAGCCUCGGGGACGCCAAGCUGCAUGCGGUGGGAGUUUCUGAUGUCCCGGAUGUUAGCACCGUGUUCCUCGCGCAGAGCGUGGGGGAUGCACAGCGCCAGUUUCUGGUCGUCGCCUCGGAUGGCGUUUGGGACUUUACCAGCACCAAGGAGGUGGCAGACUUGGUGGGCGCCACUUUGCACGGCGAAGACCCGCAGAGCGCGGCGGAGCUGUUGGUCACCCGGGCACAAGCGGGGUGGCAGGCGGAGAGCGAGGAGCUGGAUGACAUCACCGCCAUCAUUGUGUCCAUCGGCCCAGAGUCGGAUGUUCUACGGCAGCUGAGCCCACAUGGCCCCAUCAUGAGCCGGGUGGGCGCUGCCCCGCUGUGGCCAUCGGCCCAGCUGUCGGAUGCUGAGCUGGGCCGUGAGGAUGCGGUGCACGCGUUGACCGUGCGCCCCCCCGAGCACCUGAAGCCGGGCCAGGUCUUUGAAACCUCUGCUGGUGGGCUGCGGUUCCUGGUGAGACUCCCAAGCUCCUGGGCGGGGGAGCCAGUCACGGCCUAUUACCAGGUGGACUCUCGCGGAGCUUGGCCGGCCUUUGAUCCCUCACUGGAGAAGAUGCCAUUUUGCACGGUCUCCUGCUGCUUUUCAAGCGGCGUGGUGAUGGGCGCGUUGAUUCUGGCCACGCUUUUCUGCGUGCUGCCCUACGUGCUUUUUCCUGCAGUCGGCUUGGUCCUGCUGAGCAUUAUUCCCAUCGUCGUCUUUGGGUGCUUUGCUUACUUCCUCUUUCAGAACUCCGUGCGGAUCUUGCAGAUGGUAAUCUCCUUCUUUGAGGCUAUCGCAUGGUUUAUCCCACUGGUCGGGGUGAUCCUGAUCAUCUACUUUCCUGUCGGAUGGGAUGACUGGCUACCUGCCUGCGAUGAGACCACCAACGCAACGGAUGCUGUGCAAUGGGAUUGUCUCGGCAAGAAGGCGAUCCAGGCAUACCUGAUGACCUCUUUCCUAGAGGAGCUUCUGAAGUUCCUUUGCGUGCGGCGCUUGCUGUGGCAGCCCUUUGUGUGCGAUGCCUGGGCCCUCUGCUGCUACGGGGGCUGCGCCGGUCUCGGCUUCGCAGCCGUGGAGAACGCGAUUUAUGUUGGCACCGGCGGCCUGGUGACGGCACUGCUGCGUGCAGGCACCGCCGUGCCCAAUCACUUAAUGUACGGCUUGAUGCAUGGCGCCUUUUUAUCUCAGCUGCGCUUUGCACAGCAGCCGCGGUGCACGUAUCUUCUAACGCCCUUUCUGCCAAUGCUCCUGCACGGGAGCCACAACUUCUCGAUCGCUGUGCUUCAGUUCUUGGACCCCUGGGCCGGGCUGAGCCUUAUGGUUCUGGUGGCCAUGGUGGCCAUGCUCACCUUACGCUGGGCCAUCCAGGGCAUCGACUCACCCGUUGUAAACGUGCACGAACUGAUCGAGAUGAAGGUGGUUGAGGCGCCAUACUGCUGCCUGUGCUGCCAAGGCACCUGCGGCUGGGCGCUGGCUUUUCCGCCCAGUGCCCCUUUGUCCUCGCAGCCGGGCGGGCAGCUGGUGCCUCUGGGCGAGCCCGUGCGGGUGCGAGGCGUUGGCGCGGGCACCUUCGAAGCCGAGACCAGCGAGGUGUCUGCCAUGGCCUCCGCAGAGAUGGGAGGGAAGGUCUACUUCGAGUCCGUGGUGGGCCCAUGCACGCAGAAUGCGCGCAUAGGCGUGCGGUCUGCAAUGAGCGAAGGCACUCCUGGAGGCGAUGAGCUGAGCUGGGCGUGGGGUCGAGAAGGGCUUUGGCACAAGGGCGAGCUGAUUCAAGCGAGGACAUCAUGGGGCGGGAGCCCGGAGCCUCUCACCAUCGGCUGCCUGGUGGACAUGGAUGACGGCUUCCUCCACUUCCGUGACCCAAACUGGGCCUUUGCGCCAGUGCCACUGCCGGCGGGGCCCAAGACAGCGGUCUGGUCCUUUGCGGGGAAGCUCGGGGUCCGUCUUGCUGGCCGCUUUGCAGAGGAGCCACCCACGGGCUAUGGAGCCCUAAAGGCUGCCGCAUGCAGUGGACAAGUCGUGGGCAUUUUGCUGUCUGACAACCAAGAGGAGUAA
This is a messenger RNA of Effrenium voratum, 2868 nucleotides long. The record is from the annotation of a GenBank genome assembly. NCBI's taxonomy places the organism in Eukaryota, Dinophyceae, Suessiales, Symbiodiniaceae.